UUUGCACCAGGGUUCGGUGAAGGCAGGGGAUGAGGUCCUGAUUGAGGAGCCCCCCAAAAAGAUAAGGAAGGGGAAUUGUCUGGAGGAUCGGCAUCAAGGGCCAUUCACCGUGCAAUCGUUGACAGAGAAGGGUGUGGCAAGUGUCAAUAUCUCUGGGAAAAUCAGAAAGAUGAAUGUGUCACGGCUGAGGUCCUACUUUCGGCCAGAAGACCACAGCUCAAAGGGCAGCCGUGAUGCUGUACUGGUGGACCACCUAUAUGCCAGGGCAGCUCCACCACCACCACCAGCAGCUCCAUCCGCAGCAGCAGAUCCACCUGCAGAUGUGUCAGUGUGUGGGCUAGACUGUGGUGGGCUGACACACUUGACACACCUUUUUCCAGAAGAUCUGACUGAAUUACAGGUUGAUGAUCUACUACCUCAGACUCAGUCUGAGUGUAUUGGGCAUAUUGGAGAAAACAAGGUGUUGCGGCAGGAGUUGCAGUCGUUAUGGCUGGGCCGCCCAGUUGAAGCAACUGGGAAGGAUGUAUAUGCAGCCAUUGCAUAUUCAGAUGAAUCUCUCAGCGUACCUGGCGAUACUGCAUCAAAGGACCUACUGGUUUUUCCAGUAUGGAAACAAAGCCACUGGUCCAUAUGUCUCAAUAGCAACCCGUCUGGUUGCUAAUGGCCACUGGAAAUUACGUAAUAAAAAACAAGAAUGUUCCAGGCCAGACUGAGCCACACGACCCUGGCAUCUUCGUGCUUAUGUAUGCACUUUACAAGACAUUUGGCUGGGCUUUUGACUUCACGCAGAAUGACAUCCCUUUGUUAAGGAGGUGGUGGUGCCUGGUCAUCAUCAACAGCAUGGCCAGUGUCAGUGAUGACCCACAAUUUGAGCUUUUGUCCACGCCUGUCAGUCCUGCCUCCGUUGAACAGAGAGAAGAUUCAGAUGAGGACACAACCUCUUGGGCGGAGAGAGAAGAGCAUUUGAGGGAGCUCCAAGUCUUGAACGAAGAUUAUCAGGACACUAAAUGGCUCUUCGAAGAAGCAAGCAGGGCAGCUGACUGGCUGCAAAAAAACACCGGCAUAAUUCCAGCGGGAAGAUACAGGCUGCCACGAGUGUUGGCCAUGGAGGCGGAGGAGCGGGAGGAGGUGAUGUCGAAAAAGUUUGUUCAGAUGGACACCGAAUGGAUGGACCUUUUCACCUUUCAUUUUGCAAACUUUGAGGACCAUGAACUGUUCAUGGUUCAUGUGCGGGACCAGCAUGAUAUAAGGCCGCUGACAGAAUUUAAAAAAAUAAAAUAAACCACCCCCCCCC
Sardina pilchardus (European sardine) is the source of this 1294-nucleotide messenger RNA. RefSeq lists its product as uncharacterized. The record is from RefSeq and is a predicted model, not a curated record. NCBI's taxonomy places the organism in Eukaryota, Metazoa, Chordata, Actinopteri, Clupeiformes, Clupeidae. The transcript is spliced from 12 exons. The coding region runs from base 661 to 1281 and encodes 206 amino acids.